GCGGUGGCGAGCUGGUGGCGAGCGGUCCUCGCGCCUCCCCCACCCCCGGGGCCCGCUCGGGAUCGCCGCUUCGGCCCCGGUCGAAGGAGGGACGAACGAACACUCGGGCCGACAGCGGCUGAGAAAACGGACGGCUUCCGCGCGACCGAUCCGGUCGAGUUCUUUCCGAGCCGGCAACUCGUCGACGCGCCGACCGGCACCCCCACUCGUCCGCUCCCCCGGGUUCGCCCGACAUGAGGGGACGAGUCCUCGCGGCCUGCCUCCUGGGGCUCGCCCUGGCCCGGGCGGGAAGUCCCCGGCUGCCCAGGACAUCGGCCGAUCAACGCGGCGUGCGCAACGCCAACCUGGCCGGCGGCAACCUCACCGUCUCCAGCUCCGGCCCGGCCCCGGGCUCCACCUCGGCGGGCGCUCCGAGCGGCCUGCUCGCCCUGGCACCGCCGCCCUCUCCGUCGAGGGGCUCCCAGAGGAACAGGGAGCAGUACCUCUUUAACGUCUUCGAAGUGAUCGUCUCGACUCUGGAAUCGAAACUUCAGCGAAUCGAGAACUUGGACAAGGCCGUGGAGCAUCUGAUGAGGCGAGUCGAGGCUCUCGACUCCAGGGUGAACGACAACAUCGAAAAGACGGAUGCCGUGAUCGCCAAGCUGAAGAGUCUGGACCUGAAGCUCUUCCACGGGCCCAGGGCGGCGGUAGAGUCCGGCGAGACAUCGGCGGAAGCGGCCGGGAGGAUCCGGGCCCAGGUCGCGGCUCCGGGUCUCCCCGAUCGACAACCCGGCCUUUCGCUCCGGUCGACACCCGGCGUCGACGAGCCGUCCGCCGAGUCGCUGGGCGAGAAGCUACACUCUCUGGAUCGGAAGGUUUCCGACAUCGACGACAAGCUCGUCGACUUGAAGAAUCAAUUGGACAACAAUUUUUUGCCGAACGACGACAUCAAUGCCGAGGCCAGCGAAAAGAGGCCCGUCAGCGCGAGCGCGAUAGACGCGGCCAAGACGAUCGGGAACGAGGUCAUGAACCAUGUCAGCAUCGAGAUCGAGAAUCUGCGCCAGGCGACCGGCAACAUGGACCGCAAGCUCCAGUUCCACAUGAACCUGGUCUCCGAGAACCUCGGGGCGGUUUACGCCAUGCUCAGAGACGUGCACAACGCCGUCGUCGACAGAGAGGCGGCGGCCAAUUUCAGUACGAGCACUCUCGGCCCUCGUCCCUCGAGAGCCAGCAAGAUCGACCGGCUGGCCGAGAGCAUGCAUCCGAUGCUCACCGUUUCGGAGAAAAUGGACCAGGUCUGGAACGUCGUGGUCGGGACCAAGAGCUCCGUGGACGACCUGGUGCCCAAGUCCGACGAGCUGCUGACGCAGACCCAGCGCCAGGAGCGAGCGAUCAGCGAGAUCCACGCCGACCUCCGAUCCAAGACCAACAAGAUCAUCGAGAAUCUCGAGGGCGUGGAGAGCAGACUCAGGAAGCAGGACGACGUCGCGAUGCUCGCGCAGCGUCCGGUGCCGGCCGAACUGCUCCUCGACCCCACCAUCGACAGGCUGGUCGAGUACGACCCGACCAGGUACGUCGGGUCGUUGGAGGAUCUGGCCAUGGAGACCGCGCCGCCGACCGGGGUCGGUCCACCGGGAACGUCGACGGUCCCGCCCGGCACGGUGCCGGCGACGCCCUCCGGGGCGGCGACUCCGAGUAACGCCACCCAGACGCCGCCGACCUCGACCCCGACCCCGACCUCGACUCCGUCCCCGACCCCGACCCCGACCUCCACCUCCUCCGGCCAAAGAUCGUCCCCGAGAAAUCGUGGCGUCAUCUUCCCGAGUGUCAAGAACAAGCCGAGUCCCGCCAACUCGACCUUCACCACGGAUCUCCUGAUCAAUUACAAGGACAUCAAGGGCUAUUCCUGCGUGGAUCUGCUCAAUGCUGGCAUGAGAGAGAGCGGCGUUUACUACCUUCAAAUACGAGGAACCACCUAUUGGUUCCUCAAGGUCUACUGCGAACAGGAUAUUGCCGAAGGAGGUUGGACGGUCAUUCAACGGAGGGACGACUUCGGAGAGCCGAGAGAGAAUUUUAAUAGAGAUUGGGCCGAUUACAAGAACGGUUUCGGAGACCCCGCUAGGGAAUUCUGGCUUGGAAAUGAAAAUAUCUACAUGCUGACAAACAACGAAGACUACGUGCUCAGAGUCGAGCUCGAGGAUUUUGAGGGGAACAAACGAUUCGCCCAAUAUUCCCACUUUAAGAUCUACUCCGAGGGGGAGUAUUACAAGCUGGAGAUCGAUGGCUAUGAGGGAAACGCUGGAGACUCCUUGAACGACCCGUGGUACGGUUCCAACAACAGUCCAUUCUCGACCUAUAACCGAGAUAACGAUAGGUCGUCAUUGAAUUGCGCUUCGAUGCUGAAGGGCGGAUGGUGGUGGAAGUCCUGCGGGCGUGGAUUAAACGGACUUUAUCUGAACGACCCUCAAGAUCUUACGGCUCGACAAGGGAUCGUUUGGUUCCGGUGGAGGGGAUGGGACUACACGUUGAAGAAGGCCACCAUGAUGAUCAAGCCAAAGGGCCCAACUCCGACCGUGUAGCAGCGGCUCGUCGCAGAGUGGGAGUCUUGAAUUCAUCGUGCCUGCAAUCGAUUAAACCUUGGCGCAACUACCUCCGUGCGAGUACCGUCUGCGUUUGCAUUUAAUUGCCAGGGUAAUUUCGAUCUUAGGGCUACUUCAGAGGCGAUUCCGUGUAACCUCGCCAUCUCGUUUCGGAUCUUUACGGACUGAAGCGCAUUUAAGGGAAGGUUCAUAGAAAUGAUCCAGCACUCAUCGAAUGGCAAGGCUUGACAUUUUCUGUAUCGUUUCCCCUUGUAAGGCUCUUUGUUCGAUCCAUGAAUUGAGAUCGUUGUGACCUGAUUCGCGAAAACGUGCUCGCAAGAAUCCAUCCUGUUGGCCGGUAUUUAUAACAAAUUCUAUGAGUUGCAAAUUCGACUGGAUCGGACGGCUCGUUUGCAUGAAAAAUUCACAACGGGGUAAGCGCAGUAGGUUAAUCGUUAAUUAUAGUACUCAGCGAAUCGAGGCUAAAGGGAUAAUGCUGCAACGUCCGGAUAACUCAAAAACUCAUUUCGAGGAUUGCUCGAAUAUCCAGUAGAGUUGUUCGCUAAGUUUCAGCAUCCCGUCGACACUGGCAUAUACUUAUACCAUUUGUAUUAAUUUAAAGGCAUAAUCAGCAGCUAUGCGGUUUAACGUUGAAAUAUGUAACUACCGAGCAUUCAUGACAUAUUCCUUUCUUUUGCAGUUAGUGUUUCGAUGAAAAGUUUUCAUUGCAUAGUGUGCUCGACGUAUACAGAAAGCGACGCAGCAUUUGAUAACAAAGGAGGAAAUUGACUUCAUUCGAUGUAUCCGUCUAGAAAUUAGUGCUACAAUGGAUCAUAGAUUUAAUUAAAUUUCACCAGAACAAAUCACACCAACAGGGGCUAUGAUUUAGCGUAUUUCAGGAAACGAAAUUUUCUUAAGAAAUCAAGUACAAUACAGAUUCUCUACAAUGUUUUGGCUAUUCGAUUACAGAAUCUGUUACACAUGGCACCGCUAUCGGUUACCCAUGAAAAAAAAAAACAAUUGUAAAUAAGAAUAUCUUGUAACGAGUAUUGUAAUAAGUUGUAAAAAGUCCCUUAAGAAAGGUAUGUUUUGUAAAGUAGAUCGUAAUUAUAAAGAAA
Orussus abietinus is the source of this 3676-nucleotide messenger RNA. RefSeq lists its product as uncharacterized. The record is from RefSeq and is a predicted model, not a curated record. The coding region runs from base 234 to 2558 and encodes 774 amino acids. Lineage: Eukaryota; Metazoa; Arthropoda; Insecta; Hymenoptera; Orussidae. The transcript is spliced from 10 exons.